Molecule: messenger RNA, 249 nt
Organism: Clunio marinus
Lineage: Eukaryota; Metazoa; Arthropoda; Insecta; Diptera; Chironomidae
Source: the annotation of a GenBank genome assembly
AUGAAACUCAUGAUUGAAAGUGGAAUGAAAAGCUCUGUGAAAGUAGCAAAUGCACACUUCCAUUGUAUAUUCAAAAAUUAUGUUUAUAUUCUUCUGAUGUUAUCAUCUAACACACCCAAAUUAAGAAACUUCAAACGUGAUCCAAACAGGUCAAAGGCAAAAACACUUCUGACUUCGAGAAGAUUUUUCCGCUAUGAGAUGCUGCUGAGAGAAAAUGAGAGAGAGAGAGGAAAAUCUUCUACAGGAUAA